CCUACCCUCCCCUUCUUCCUCCACGCUCUCUUCCACUCCCCUCACCUCCCUCCCUCCCUGGCUCUCCCUCAUAUGAUGCAAUCAACUUAAUCUCUUUCCUCUCUUUUCUACGCAGAUGCUCCCUUGGUCGACGUUCAGUUGGGUCGUUCCCUUGACCCCCUUCGUAUCAAAGAGGGUGAUGAUGUCUACUUUGAAUGCACAGUGAAGGCGAAACCCAACAUCUUCAAGGUGGAAUGGAAGCAUAACGGUGUCAAGCUUGAGACGGGUGUCGGCGUGUUCGUGUCGAAUAUGUCCCUCGUUGUGCAGAGAGUCACCAGAGCUCACGGCGGCGACUACACGUGUGAGGCUACAAAUGUCAAGGGAACAUCCUCCUCCCCGCCUCUCCACUUGGAUGUGAAAUAUGCGCCUGUGUGUGCAACACAGCAAAAGAUGCAACACUCGGUGGCUAAGAUGGAAAAUGCUGAGAUCUCUUGCAAAGUACACGCCAAUCCUCCUAAUGUAACCUUCCGCUGGACUUUCAAUAAUACGGCCGAAGCCAUCGAUGUUCCGGAAGGAAGGUUCGGCGUGGUGGGUACGGAGUCGAGGGUAAACUACACGCCUAUGAACGAGCUAGACUAUGGCACUCUCCUCUGCUGGGCCAACAAUUCCAUCGGCAUCCAGAGCCAGCCUUGUGUCUUCCAUAUAGUAGCGGCUGAGUACAGAAUUAAAAAUUUAGAAACGAAAUACCUAGAAUCCGAAAACUCCAUAAAGUGUUCAAGGGUGUACCAAAUCGGCUCGAGUUCUCCCGUGGUUGAGGUCACACGCCCGUCUCCCUCCUUCAGCGUCGCCAACCUCCGCCCCGCCAACGCCUACAAGAUCAUUAUCGCCGCCAUUAACGACAAGGGCGCCUCUCAGGUGACCGAACUGAAGGCUUACACCGUCAAGGUUCCCGAGACGCAGGAGGAGACGAGCGCAGGUGAGUAG
Messenger RNA from Penaeus monodon (black tiger shrimp), 963 nucleotides. Its product is annotated as sialoadhesin-like. The record is from RefSeq and is a predicted model, not a curated record. Gene Ontology annotation, molecular function: protein binding. The transcript has 6 exons. Lineage: Eukaryota; Metazoa; Arthropoda; Malacostraca; Decapoda; Penaeidae. The coding region runs from base 289 to 963 and encodes 224 amino acids.